GUGCAAUUGUUACAAUUUCGGUUCAUUUUAAGUGUUUUUUCGCAGUUAACACAAUGCAAAACAAAGUGGCCACCCUGAAGACGCAGACGCCCUUGUUCGGACAGCUGGUCAUCGGUCCUCCCGGCUCGGGGAAAACAACCUACUGCGCCAAAAUGAAACAGUUUCUAGAGAAGCUAGACCGGAACGUUACCGUCGUCAAUCUGGAUCCGGCAAACGAUAACAUGGAGUACGAAAAUACCAUCGACAUCAUGCAGCUGAUAACGGUUCAGGACGUAAUGGAGCAGUUCAAUCUCGGCCCGAACGGAGCGCUAAUCUACUGUAUAGAGUUCCUGGAAGCGAACUUCGGAUGGCUUUUGGAACAGCUGAAAGCUUCCCCCUGCAAGUACUUCAUAUUCGACUGUCCCGGCCAGGUGGAACUGUACACCCAUAACAACGCGAUGAGGAACAUUUUCGAACAGCUGGAAAAACUUGGCUACCAUUUAUGCACGGUUCACCUUGUAGAAUCCCACCACUGUUCCGAACCGCACAAAUUCAUAUCCACGUUACUUCUGUCGCUCCACGCCAUGCUACAGAUGGGACUACCGCACGUGAACGUCCUCAGCAAGGCAGAUUUGUUCAAAGAAUUCGAAUCGAAACUGAUCUUCAAUCUGGAGUACUACACCGAAGUGUUGGACUUGAACUAUUUGUUGGAAUGCGUGGACAGUUCCAUGGGCGGGCCGCAGAACAAAUACAAGAAGCUGAACGCGGCCAUCGUCUCGAUGGUGGAGGACUACAGUUUGGUUUCCUUCAACCUGCUCGACUGCAAUAAGGAGGAUAGUUUGCUUAGACUGAAGAAUGCUAUCGAUAAAGCUAACGGGUACGUGUAUGGUGCUGGGGAAGAAAAGAACCUCAAUACCCUGCUGGCCUGUGCUGUGGGAGCGGAAACGCAGACGGAACGAAUGGAACGGGACGUCAACCCAUAUAAAAGUUAGAUCUAAGAU
Ochlerotatus camptorhynchus is the source of this 980-nucleotide messenger RNA. RefSeq names its product GPN-loop GTPase 2. Gene Ontology annotation, molecular function: GTPase activity. The coding region runs from base 54 to 971 and encodes 305 amino acids. Gene Ontology annotation, cellular component: cytoplasm. Lineage: Eukaryota; Metazoa; Arthropoda; Insecta; Diptera; Culicidae. The transcript has a single exon. The record is from RefSeq and is a predicted model, not a curated record.